Molecule: messenger RNA, 2161 nt
Organism: Aspergillus melleus
Lineage: Eukaryota; Fungi; Ascomycota; Eurotiomycetes; Eurotiales; Aspergillaceae
Gene: mfsA
Product: glucose-inactivated glycerol proton symporter STL1
Exons: 1
Coding region: 148-1785 (545 amino acids)
Biological process (GO): carbohydrate transport; transmembrane transport
Cellular component (GO): membrane
Molecular function (GO): carbohydrate:proton symporter activity
Source: RefSeq, a predicted model, not a curated record
UCUCUCUGUCCGUCGACGGUCAUCGCAAGUUAUAUAAGAGCCCCGUCGUCUCCAUUCUCGAUCGAGGAUCUUACUUCUUUUCUCUCCGUACUCCGUUUGACACUUUCCCCUCUUCUCUCAUCGUCUGCAUAUACCUCAACCGGCAAUAUGUGGACUAUGACCUCUGGCUUCAAGGGGCGGUCGCUCCGGAUGGCCAUCACCCUCACCGCCGUCAUGGGUUUCUCUCUCUUCGGUUACAACCAGGGUAUGAUGUCUGGUUUGAUCGCCGGUACUGAAUUCGUCAAGUCCUUCCCUACCCUAGCUAUGCCUACCGACCCGACCGAUGCGGAGGAUCGACACAUCAACGUCCUCCGUGGUGCCGUCACCGCCUGUUAUGAGAUCGGUUGUUUCUUCGGCGCCCUCUUCUCCAUGUUCUUCGGUGACAAAAUCGGCCGUACUCGUCUGAUCAUGAUGGGUGCCUCGAUUCUGAUUGUCGGUGCCCUCAUCUCGACCGUCUCCUUCGGAGACCACUGGGGUCUGGGUCAAUUCGUCAUCGGUCGUGUCGUGUCCGGUAUUGGUAACGGUAUGAACACCGCUACCAUCCCCGUCUGGCAGUCUGAGUGCUCUAGCGCGCACAACCGUGGUUUCCUCGUCUGCUUCGAGGGUGCCGUUAUCGCCGUCGGCACCUUCGUUGCCUACUGGGUCGUCUUCGGUCUCUCCUACGUUGAUUUCGACGUGCAGUGGCGAUUCCCCGUCGCCCUGCAGAUUCUCUUCGCCAUUUUCGUCUUAAUCGGCGCCUUCAUGUUCCCCGAAUCCCCUCGUUGGAUGGUGAUGCGCGGCUUCGAUAAGGAGGCCUGUGAGGUCAUCGCCAAGCUGAAGGGCUCCUCGCCCGACGCCGAGGACGUCCUGCACGACUUCAACUUCAUGAAGGCCGAUGUCGAGUCCUCCAAGGCCAACGAGGCCGGAUGGGGCGCCCUCUUCACCGGCGGCAAGACCCAAGAGUUCCAGCGCAUGAUCGUCGGUUGCUCCGGCCAGUUCUUCCAGCAGUUCACCGGUUGCAACGCUGCCAUCUACUACUCCACCCUGCUGUUCGAGGACAACCUCGGUCUGGCGCACCGUCUGGCUUUGAUCAUGGGUGGUGUUUUCGCUACCGUCUACGCCCUGGCCACCAUCCCCUCGUUCUUCAUGAUCGAGCGUGUCGGUCGUCGCAACCUCUACCUGAUCGGUUACAUGGGUCAGGGUCUCUCGUUCGUCAUCACCUUCGCCUGUUUGAUCAAGGAGACCGAGGAGAACUCCAAGGGUGCCAUCGUCGGUAUCUUCCUGUUCAUCACCUUCUUCGCCUUCACCUUGCUGCCGCUCCCCUGGAUCUACCCCCCCGAGAUCAACCCUCUGCGUACCCGUACCGCUGCCUGCGCCGCCUCCACCUGCACCAACUGGAUCUGUAACUUCGCCGUCGUCAUGUUCACCCCCAUCUUCGCCGCUACCAGUCCCUGGGGUGUCUACCUCUUCUUCGCCCUCAUCAACUUCAGCGCCGUGCCCUUCAGUUGGUACUUCUUGGUCGAGACGGCCGGUCGUGAGCUCGAGGAGAUCGAUAUCAUCUACGCCCGUGCCCACGUCGAGGGCAAGCGCGCCCACCGCAUUGCCAGCGACAUGCCCAAGCUCACCUUCGAGGAGAUUGCCCAGCAGUCCCGCGAGCUCGGCCUGGACCACAGCGACCACCACGGCCAAACCGAGAAGGCCGAGCUUGGUCUCAGCAGCGGCAGCGGUAGCGGCCAAGACCUGCAGGAGGUCGAGGAGAAGCGCUAAGCGUCUUACAGAAAACGAUGAAAACGGGAGCAGAUGUGAAUUUCUUGGCCACUUGAUCUGAAGACUCAAGUUCCAGAAAUGGAUGACACAACCUUUGCUGCCUUAUGUUGAAAGGUUUUUUUUUUUUUAAUUUUUUUUUGGUGACCACGGUGCGGCUAAUAACCGCCAUACAUACCCCUUUGCUUUUUGGCCCACCGCCGCUUGUUUAGUAGAUAGAUAUAACUACACAUGUUGAUUAUAGAAAUUGGCUAUUCUACUGUUUUAUAUCUAUGUUAAUUCAUUUCAUUUCUUUCACGAUAGAUAUCCCAAAGCCAUCGAUUUCAAUCGUCAUGACUAGCCACAAAACUUUUCCAAUCCAACUAAUCAUGCCUUCGGA